Molecule: messenger RNA, 675 nt
Organism: Quercus lobata
Lineage: Eukaryota; Viridiplantae; Streptophyta; Magnoliopsida; Fagales; Fagaceae
Exons: 3
Coding region: 1-675 (224 amino acids)
Source: RefSeq, a predicted model, not a curated record
AUGUUUAGUGAACCAAAAUUGGGUCCUAGUUAUAGUUGUAUAAAAUGUGAAAGAUACUACCAUCAUAAAUCAUAUACCGAACUACCUUGUGAGUUGCAACAUUCUUUGCACCCAAAACAUCCUCUUAUUCUCUUUAAUGAAAUGAAUUUUUUCAAGGACAAAAAAUAUAGCAAAUGCAAAGUUUGCAGACAAUAUCGUGGGCAAUACACUUAUGGUUGUUCUCAUUGCAACUUUAACAUUCACAACAAAUGUGCUUCUUUACCGCUCACCAUAGAAUUUGAAGUCCAUGAGCACCCAUUAACUCGCAUUUGGAGGUCGAUGAAGUUCACUUGCGACCUUUGUGGCAAAAAAGACACAGACUAUGGAUUUUACUACUGCUUGAGUUUCGAUUUUGUUACCCAUCUUAAUUGUGCUCUGGACGAGGAAAAUAGGGAGGACAUAAAUUUGAUGAAACUUAAAGAUGGAGAGUUCAAUGAGUCAGAAAAUGAAGAUUUAGAGCUCGAUGAAUCUAAUGACUCAGCAACUUACAUAGUCAAAAAAAUCAUUCUUUGCAAUGGCUUCACCUACAAGUGUAAUAAAUGCGAUUUUGAUCUCGAUGUUCAAUGUAGUUUGAUCUUGGAUAUUCUUACCCACAAAGGUCACGAGCAUUGUCUUUGCCUCCAACACAAGAUAUAG